CUCCACAUGCACCACUGUUCAGGCUCACGGAACAAGGAGUGAAACCUUUGGAUACAUUGUCAGGAGAAAUAUUUCUUUUUUUUUUACCUAAUCGCUCAGGAAUUUCACAACUCUUCAGUCGACAGGGACACCUGAGGAAAUGAGAGAGAGGAGGAUAGGAGAUGUGUAGGUGAAAUAUUGGAAAGAGUGAAAUAGUGAAAGAGUGAAAGCGAUAGUGAAAAGGGUGGGCAUGGAGAGAACUAUCUGAAACUUUUAGAAAGAGUGAAACACAUUCGGGAUUCCGUACAUGGGAGCAAUUCAACCGUGAAACAGGUUUGUUUACUGACAGUGAUAGAGGUAGAAAGAGAGUUAGAGAAAGAGAGAGAGAAAGAGAGAGAGAGAAAGAAAGGAAGAAAGAGACAACUAGAAGACCUCAAACCUUUGGACGACUAAAUUAGUUCCACUUUCUAACCGAGGAGAGCUUUCCUGUUGUGACCAUGGUAACCCUGAACCUAAGGUCCCUCACCCAACCGGUGGGUGUGUUGCGGAUUCUGGAGGUGGUGCUCACCUGCAUCUCCUUCAGCCUGGUGGCCUCGGUGGGCCACAACAGCAGCUCCUACUGGGCCUGGAGCAUGUUCACCUGGUGCUUCUGCUGCUUCUUCACCCUCUUCAUCCUCAUCAUGGAGUUCACCAGCCUCAGCACCAAGGUGCCCAUCUCCUGGGACGACUUCACCACCGCCUUCGCCAUGCUCGCCACGCUCAUGUGUCUGGCCGCCUCCAUCAUCUACCCCACCUUCUUCACCUGUCCCACCUGCUCCCGCCAGAUUGCCGCCACCGUCGUCUCGUUGCUCUGCUUCGGCGCCUACGUCGGAGAAGUGGCGUUGACCCGCUUCCGGGCCGGCGAGGUCAGCGGGUUCCUGUCCACAGUCCCAGGCCUGCUGAAGAUCCUGGAGACCUUCGUGGCGUGCAUCAUCUUCACCUCCCUAGACCCAGGACGGUAUCACUCCCCCGGACUCCAGUGGUGCGUGGCUGUGUACUCCAUCUGCUUCAUCUUCGCCCUCCUCAUUGUCCUCCUCACCAUUGCCCGGCGCCUCUCCAUCUUCCCGUUCGGCUUUGAGAAGCUGGUCAUCGUCUACAACGGGCUGGCGGCAUUUAUGUACAUGACGGCCACGGUCAUAUGGCCUCUGUACAGCUUUGAGAACAACCCACGGCCCAACCCUUGCAAUGGACGGCCUUGCCUGUGGGACAACCUGGUUGUGGUGUCCUUCAUGACUGCCAUCAAUACUGCCGUCCAUAUCAUAGACACUGUCUAUUCUGUUAAUGUGGUCUUCUUUACACCGAUUGAGUGAGGGUGAGCCUUGACCUUGAUUGUCCCUGCCCCGCCAACACACACACAAGGGUUUUUUAAGAGCGCAGAAAAGGGCAGUCGUUAACUCUUUACAGAUGAGGGACAACUACCAGGGCUGUGCCAUUCACAGUAUGGAGAGGGAACCUUGGUAAAUAAUUGAUAUAAUUGCAGCUGUAUAAAUAACAAAUGACCUGACUGAAUGAUCGAACUUUGGAUCCUCAUGCAAACAUCUCACAAAAGGAAUGUAUCUCCAUCAAUAUUUGAUUACUGGUCAAAACGCCUGUCCAUUGUUUAAUACUUAAAGUGUAACCCCUGAGAGAACAAAAUACGUAAAUGAAGUGAAUUACAAAAGGACAAGAAAUCUGAUGUUCAUUUCAUUUUUUUGUGGCUGUCUGACUUGUGCUUUUGAUAGGAUUAGUUGUUGUCAUACCCCUGCAAGUUAAUAUGGAUGUAACCACUUAAAGUACUCCAUGAGAACAGACACAGUAUGCCUCCAGUUGCAGAGGACUGUCUCUUAGACAGAAAGAAAGAGAGAGAGAGACAGAGACAGACAAAGAGACAGAGAAGUGGGCUCUGUGCUGGGCAUCGCUCAAUUGACAGGCAUCUUGGUGACCAGUCAUCGGUCAGGGCUGUACUACCUCUCAAUCUCACUGCCACAUGAAAUACAACAAUCUCGUAUCAACACUUGAAAUGGGAAAGUUCACUUGUUUUGAGGGGAUGUCAUCAGUCUCGUCUUCUCUGUCCAGCUCCUGCAGUCCUUUGAAUGCAGACUAGACAGCGCAUUGAUGGCUAAAAGCUGUCCCACCCACAUUUACUGAAACACGGAGAAGAGUAGAAUUGACGUUAAAGAUGGGAAAAUUAGAUGAGAGAAAUUCAUGAGAAGCGAUCCCCUGUGCUCUCUUGUCAGAUGUUACACAUGAACACCUUGUCGAACUGUUGUACAACAUUGGACAUUGUAGAGUGGCUAGGAGCAUGGCACAGGACAGCACAACACAACUUAAUAUGACACAGAAUACAGUUGUGAUCUUCUUCUUGACAACAGCAAUAUCUCAGAAAUAAGGAAAUUGUGUAUUUUCAAUAUGGUUGCAACGGGCGUGUGCUCCCUCUGUCAAUCAUCACCUCAGGGAAGGGGGCUGCUAAGUUGCAUAUGUGUUCAUGACAUAAACCAUUCAAAAAUACUUGA
Molecule: messenger RNA, 2510 nt
Organism: Hypomesus transpacificus
Lineage: Eukaryota; Metazoa; Chordata; Actinopteri; Osmeriformes; Osmeridae
Product: myeloid-associated differentiation marker-like
Exons: 1
Coding region: 477-1328 (283 amino acids)
Cellular component (GO): membrane
Source: RefSeq, a predicted model, not a curated record